GCCGUUUUGGCUCGAGAAGCAAUUUUGCUGGAGGUGCCGCUUCAACAAGUGUCUUGAUUGCCAGUCGCAUAGCUUAUACAUCAUGGCAACACUCAGUGCGACCCAGAGGGUUGUGGAGGCAUAUCUCAUCAGUGUCGCACCAAGCACGCCGGCAUUUGGCUUCUGGACCCUGGUGCCGUGGAGCUCGCAGGAGAAGCCAGUCAACGUGUUCGCAUCUCCCAUCGCAAGAUGGAGAGUCGGAGUUGGAGAGUCGGAGUUGGAACGCAUCGCCCAGAUAGUGGAGCAGCACGAGGUCAUGUUGAUCGUAUCCGUAUACAGGACGAGGAAAGAGAAGAGGAACGUGACAGGCCUUCUGAACUAUCUCAGGGCGGCGCAUCCCGACGCGGUCGUCUUCCUGGUGCAGCUUCCAGAUCGGUUGGAUCCCGAGCUGACCAAGGCCGACCUUAGUGACUUAAUGAUGCGGCAUGACAGGCUCUACAGCUUUGGGGCGGAUGGCGUGCUGAUGGAGCUGGCAGGUGACCCGGGGGGGCUGCAACAUAGGAUAAGUUUGGAGCUCCAAGAGAACGCCGCCAUCCAGCUGCGCGUGCGGGAACAUAUCAGCACUUUGACCCAGGGAGUACCCUCUGCCAUGCAGCUCAACGACAUGGAGGACGAGUUCUGCAAUUUGCUUUGGAAUGACAUCCCAGAUCUGCUGAUGCCCGAUUUCGCGCCUCUGGACGAGCGUCUUCUGGAAUGUGGGAGUCGGGUUGGGGAUUUCCAGCUCGUCCGCCCGUAUUCGGAUCACCAACACGUGUCGUUGGCAGUGAACGGGCAGCAUGAAAACGUAGUGAUCAAAGUGUACGACAAGCGCAGCGUCACCCAUGCCAAGCAGGUGGAGAGCAUAUACCAGGAAUUCUGUUUAUUGAUGCACACGCUCGACCACCCACACGUCAUCCGUUGCGUAGGCAUGUUGCAAAGCCAGUGUAGUGUGCAUUUGGUUCUCCAGUAUGGUGGAGACGUGUGCAUGGAGCAGGUGUUGUCGACCCAACCUGGGUACCGUUUGUCCAGGGACGACGCCUUGGAUUGCAGUACCCAGAUCGCCAGUGCUCUGUCCUACUGCCACGCCCAGGACGUCGUCCAUGGGCAAGUGUCUUUGAGCCACGUGGCUGUAGAGACAGCACGGAAUGGGCACAUCUGCCGCCUUGUUGAUUUCAGCAUGGCAGCCCACGUUCCAAACUCCAGCGCAAGGGAGACCCUGUGCGGAUCUCUGCCGUGCGUGGCUCCAGAGGUGGCGUUGAACGAGCCGUACUUGCCUAAGCCAGCUGAUUGUUGGAGUCUUGGAGUGCUUCUCCUGGAGACCGCUUGCGGGCAGGGUUCCCUCUCAAGUUGUCAGUCCAGUGGCGCAGUGGCGAGUCCCUCGCAUACUCCGCGCGGCAAGUACUCCAGUUUUUCUCCCAUGCUGGUUGCCACACCGAGGCGAUGACGAAGAUGGGUAAUAACUCACUCGACGGCAUAACACUGGCGUGCUUGGAGGCGUUGUUGAAGCCCGAGCCAGCCCGCAGGGCAAGUGCCUCCGACAUGAUGGGGAUGCUAUCAACUGGGCGCACCGAGCAGACCAGUUUUGAUUGAUUCGUUGUUGUUUACCUUUGCACUUUGGGCGCGCGUGCAGGAGUGCAUGUAGCUCACAGUUUGUGCGCAGGUUUCCUGCGUCAAGCUUCUACCUCAGACGCCGCUGUCGGUCCAGCGGCGCCGUGGCGAGUCCCUCGCAUACGCCGCGCGGCAAGUACUCCAGCUUUUCUUCCGUACUGGUUGCCACAUCGAGUCAAUGACGAAGAUGGGUAAUAUCUCACUCGUCGGCGUAACACUGGCGUGCUUAUAGUGUUGAUUGAUUCGUUGUUGUUUACCUUUGCACUUUGGGCGCGCGUGCAGGAGUGCAUGUAGCUCACAUUAUGUGCGCAGGCUUCCUGCGUCAAGUUUUCAACCUCAGACGCCGGUGUCGGUCCAUCGGCGCCGUGGCGAGUCCCUCGCAUACUCCGCGCGGCAAUAAAUCCAGCUUUUCUCUUAUGCUGGUUGCCACAUCGAGGCGAUGAUGAUGACGCGCAAUAACUCUCUCGACGGCGUAACACUGGCGUGCUUGGAGGCGUUGUUGAAGCCCGAGCCGGCCCGCAGAGCAAUUGCCUCCGACAUGAUAGGGAUGUGAUCUUUUGGGCGCAGCGAGCAGGCCAGUGUUGAUUGAUUCGUUGUUGUUUACCUUUGCACUUUGGGCGCGCGUGCAGGAGUGCAUGUAGCUCACAUUAUGUGCGCAGGCUUCCUGCGUCAAGCUUCAACCUCAGACGCCGCUGUCGGUCCAUCGGCGCCGUGGCGAGUCCCUCGCACACUCCGCGCGGCAAGUACUCCAGCUUUUCUCUUAUGCUGGUUGCCACAUCGAGGCGAUGAUGAUGACGCGCAAUAACUCUCUCGACGGCGUAACACUGGCGUGCUUCGAGGCGUUGUUGAAGCCCGAGCCGGCCCGCAGAGCAAUUACCUCUGACAUGAUAGGGAUGUGAUCUACUGGGCGCAGCGAGCAGGCCAGUGUUGAUUGAUUCGUUGUUGGUUACCUUCGCACUUUGAGCGCGCGCGCGGCUCACAUUUUGUUCGCAGGCUUCCUGCGUCAAGCUUCUGCCGAUUACCUUCCAAAGUGGCAGGCUGUUUGCGAUUUGUUCAACAAGUUUCAAUUUCCAAGCGGGGUCAGUACUCACGAGGCCUGAUACUAACAGCUAAAUUCUAGAUGAAUUUGAGUAUGAACGUGAGUACGAGUACGAGUACGAGUUUGAGUAUGAGUGAGGGGGCCGUGAUGCUAAAUAGCGUUUGCGGGCGGCUGUGGGUGUUUUGCCCUCUCGUCUUGUAGUUCCUCUUCUGACGCUGCUCAGUUGUGUUUGCGUUUUCCCGAUGAAGGCAAGGAGGCCGACGGACAGUUGUAGAGCCCCCUUCCCAGCAGUUGGAUGCAGCUUGGAAGCUGGGAAGCUUGCCCCAGGGAUUGGGCAGUCAUCGCUGACGCUAUCUCGUCUAGUGAGUCAGAUAUCCGAGUGUUGGUAAUUUUGAUUGUUGAGCCGUCGGGAGAAAAAACUCUAUGCCAGCAUUGUUGCCGCUGUCUUUGCACAUGGGCUGGGCGCCCCAAAAUCUUGAUAUUCGCGCAUGUUUAUAUA
Molecule: messenger RNA, 3164 nt
Organism: Prorocentrum cordatum
Lineage: Eukaryota; Dinophyceae; Prorocentrales; Prorocentraceae
Source: the annotation of a GenBank genome assembly